AUUCGUUUAGUUUAGAGCCUCCAACUAUUUAACUGACUUGUAAUUUGUCUUAGUUCCCGCCUAUAACGGUGAGUUUACCGUUGCCAUGGUUGCGCAGCCGACGCUGUCUCCGCCUGUCGACCAGAGAAAACCACGGCUAAGACGUCAAGGGGGAAAUGAGCUUGUCCGUCACUCGCACAGUUUCUAAGAAAGCUUAUGAAACGGUCGACAGGAAGCAGCGGGCGUAUGACUACUUGUAUGAUCCUGUUUACACCGUGUCCUCCGAGGUGGACCACGCCAGGUCCAGCCUCAAGGCCCACGCGACCCGGGGCCGGCUGAGGAGGGUGCCAGAGUUUGGGUCCAUGUUCAGUAACCUGCCCCACUACCCACGCUUCACCGUCCGGCUGGACCCGGCAGAUCCAGUACCGGCGUCGGUGGCCCGCUGCUGGCGAGGCCACACAGAGCAGCGCAUGGAGGCGCUGCAGCAGCUCACUGGUGUUGCUCUAAAUGCAGACAGUGAUGUGACUGGAGCCGACCGCUGGAAAUUCUUUAAACGCCCACUGAUUCCCUUUGCACAGCAGGCUCCGGCGGAUGUGAUUUUCUCUUUGCCAAAAGAAGACUUUGUUACCACUGGUGCGAAGAAUGAUGAGCUGCAACUCACCCACACAGUGGGUGUCCAGACCGACUACAGAGAAAGUGAAACACAGACGGACCCGUACAGCCCUGAUUACGUGGUCCAACCUGGGGCAAGUCCCUCAGAGCUGCUGCAACUGGCAUCUUUGACUUGGGGUCGUGGUUUGCCUGCAGGUUUGGCAGAAGUGAAUGUGAUAAUGCGGGCUCGUGCCAAGCGCAGCUGGGAGGCCAGUCUUCCUCCACUGAAUGACCUGGAACAGCUGGACAAGAGGAGGCGCAUGAUGGAGGAGAUGGAAGCCAAGGAAUGGGCCUUCAGAGAAGAGGAAAUCAAAAAGUUGCAAGAGGCUCGCCUUGCUGUGCUGAAGGACCUGCUGCAGCAGAGGCACGAGGCCCAGAAAGAAGCCACCAAUGAAAGACUGAACCACAUAUAUUCUAAACAAGAAAAGCACAAGGACGCCAAGCUGCAGAAGAUUCACAACGACUACAUCAGGGCUUUGAGGAAACUGCAAACCAAGAGGAGAAAUGUGGAGGAGAAACUAGAGCGACGUGGCAGAGACAUAACAGAACCUCAGGCCCACGUCUCCCAGACGAAGAAGAGUACCCAUAGAAAGCAAGAGUUAAAUAGUCACUACCUGGACACAUACGAAGGGCUGCUGGAGCUGGAAGCAGGUCUAAGUGCCUCAGUCCUACGGCCCAGUGUGAAGGGUCCCAAACCCACGGGGUUUAACCACAUCCCCGCCAGGGAUGUGGUUAAACCCCGUGCAAAUGAAGCAAUAGAUCUGAUAAAGAAAUAUAAGGCCCUGAGGGAAGAGGAGAACGAGCGAGCCAGGUCCUUGCGUUUCCUCGUUAAGAAGCCAAAAGCUGUUCCACGUCCCCUCACCCCGAGCGUGGAGGAGUCGGCAGAGGAAGAUGAGGACAUAGAGAUCGCAGUCAUCAACCUGCAGAAGCUGAUAAGAGGAAGAAGUGUGCAGUAUGAGAUGUUUAAGAACAAGCAGAACCACGCGGACCUGAUCAGGGAACUGAGGACUGUUCAUGCCCUGCAGAAGGAGGAGCAGGAGAUACAGAAAGCUCAUAGAGACCAGACAGUGAAUUUGAAACUUCAAAGAGACAAACAAAGGAUCAAGACGUCUCGAGAGGAGGCGAUGCAGGCCAGAAUGGUGGGGGCAGAGCUUGAGCAGCUGUUUGACACCUUCUCCAAGGAGCUGAUCGGCCUCCAGGAGGAGCGGAGGAUCCACGCCUUUACACUUCUGGCCGAGAGGGACCGUCGCCUGAGGGAGGCCGAGGAGAGUGGAAGGAGACAGGUGGAGGAGCACAGGCGCCGAGAGGAGGACGAGAUCUUCAGACAGGUGGUGCAGGUGCACCAGGAAAGUGUGGAUUUGUAUUUAGAGGACAUCAUCUUGGGGACAUGUGAGCAGACGGCUGACCAGCAGGCCAGAGAGGAAAUCCACAUAUGGGCGAAGGAGGUCAAUGACAUCGCUUACGCCCUGGAGGAAAGUCGGACCAGUCUGCAGUCAGAGGAGAUUGUGUCAGAGUUGGUGUACAGCUUCCUUAUCCCAGAGAUUCACACCAUCAGUGUGCGGCAGCGAGUGCACCAGAGGCAGCGUAGACACUUGCUGGCAGCUCGGAGUAUCAUUCAAGGGACGGCGGAGGAUCCUGAGGCGCCAUCGCAGGUCACCAGUGCGUCUGACAGGCCCCACAGCAGGAUGCUCAAGGAGGCGAUGAGCCAAGAGGAGCAGGAGCAGCAGGAGCAGGAGCAGCAGGAGCUGGAGCUGGAAGCUGAGCAGCAACACACUGAUUAAAGGCAGCGCUGUAACUACAGCACAUGUUUGACUGUUGUUAAUACCCCUUGUUAUUACUAUUUGAAAUAUAAGUUACAUUUAAAAACAUUGCUUUCUCCACUGUACAUGUUGCUAAUAAUCGCCGUGUAUGAGUUGCAAACAACCUUGUUGAAAAAAAAAUAAAACGUUGUGAAUUCUGA
This is a messenger RNA of Betta splendens (Siamese fighting fish), 2590 nucleotides long. It is a transcript of the gene cfap91, whose product is annotated as cilia and flagella associated protein 91. Bases 156 to 2411 code for a protein of 751 amino acids. Lineage: Eukaryota; Metazoa; Chordata; Actinopteri; Anabantiformes; Osphronemidae. The record is from RefSeq and is a predicted model, not a curated record. The transcript is spliced from 17 exons.